CGAGGGCUGCCGGGAAAACAGCUGACACUGCUCCCACGUGAGCGAGCCGCAGAAGAAGAAGCAGAGCCCUUUCCUCCUUGGCCCAGUGGCUGGUGAGACCUCGAGAUGCAGGCCGAGUCCCUCUUGCACAGUGGCUACUUUCACCCCACCCUCCGCUUGUGGCAGGCGACAGCCGCUAGCUUCCGCGCGGCCAACCUCAUCUACCCCAUCUUUGUGACGGACAGCCCAGAUGCCGUGGAGCCCAUUGCCAGCCUGCCUGGUCAAGCCCGUUAUGGGGUCAACAGGCUGGAGGAGAUGCUGCGUCCCCUUGUGGCUGAUGGCCUGAAGUGCAUUCUGAUUUUUGGGGUCCCAAGCCGAGCCAUCAAGGACGAACGUGGAUCUGCGGCCGAUGCCAAGGACCCCGUAAUCCAGGCCAUUGCCACAAUCCGUGCCUUGUUCCCUGAGCUGCUGAUCGCCUGCGACGUCUGCCUGUGCCCGUACACCUCCCACGGGCACUGUGGCAUUCUUCGGGAAGAUGGCACCCUCCAGAACGAGAUCAGCUGUCAGAGGCUGGCUGAGGUGGCUCUGGCCUAUGCCGAGGCAGGAUGCCAUAUUGUGGCCCCCUCGGACAUGAUGGAUGGGCGCAUCGGCGCCAUCAAGCAGGCCUUGGUCUCCAACAACUUGGGCAACAAGGUUUCUGUCCUGAGCUACAGCGCCAAGUUUGCUUCCUGCUUCUACGGCCCCUUCAGAGAUGCAGCCCAGUCCAAACCUGCUUUUGGAGACCGGCGGUGUUACCAGCUCCCUCCGGGGUCGCGGGGCUUGGCCUUGCGGGCUGUGGACCGAGAUGUGCGGGAGGGAGCAGACAUGUUGAUGGUCAAGCCAGGAAUGCCUUAUCUUGACCUCGUGUGGGAGGUGAAGGACAAGCAUCCCAACCACCCGCUGGCUGUCUACCACGUCUCUGGAGAGUUUGCCAUGUUGUGGCAUGGAGCGCAAGCUGGGGCCUUUGACUUGAAGGCUGUGGUGAUGGAGGCCAUGGCUGCAUUCAGGAGAGCAGGGGCUGAUAUCAUCAUCACCUACUACGUGCCUCAGCUGCUGCGUGGCUGAAGGAAGAGCAGGCCUGAGCCGUUGCUUUCCUGGGAACAA
Messenger RNA from Lacerta agilis (Sand lizard), 1122 nucleotides. It is a transcript of the gene ALAD, whose product is annotated as aminolevulinate dehydratase. Gene Ontology annotation, biological process: heme biosynthetic process. Gene Ontology annotation, molecular function: zinc ion binding; porphobilinogen synthase activity. Gene Ontology annotation, cellular component: cytosol. NCBI's taxonomy places the organism in Eukaryota, Metazoa, Chordata, Lepidosauria, Squamata, Lacertidae. The record is from RefSeq and is a predicted model, not a curated record.